Messenger RNA from Ylistrum balloti, 11304 nucleotides. RefSeq names its product lipoxygenase homology domain-containing protein 1-like. The coding region runs from base 1 to 11304 and encodes 3767 amino acids. Gene Ontology annotation, molecular function: growth factor activity. The record is from RefSeq and is a predicted model, not a curated record. NCBI's taxonomy places the organism in Eukaryota, Metazoa, Mollusca, Bivalvia, Pectinida, Pectinidae. The transcript is spliced from 74 exons. Gene Ontology annotation, biological process: intracellular signal transduction.
AUGGCAGACACUGAUACCAUGGACUCCAAAGGGAGGGAGGAGUUGGACCCUACCUCCCAGAAUACAAAGGAGGAAAGGAAGCAGUUUCGAAUAGUCAAACCAAAAACACGCAAGCUCAAACCUUUGUUUGAAUCAGAUUCACAGAGUGUGGAGGAGGGAAGGAAUCGUAAAGAUCAAAUUCAUCACAGUCGCACAUCUUUGACUGCCCCAACACAAGCAAAAAUAUGUUACUUCUACAAAGAUGAUGAUUACACUUUCAAGUCAUUGAAAGUAGCAGUCAGUGACCGUAAAUACAAGAGAUUUGAUUCCCUCUUUAGUGAAUUAACAAAAAGAAUGCCAGGUUUAAACUAUGGUGUUAGAAGCAUUUUCACACCACGAGGAAAAAACAGAGUUGAAAGUUUCGAUCAGUUGACGAAUGAGCAAAAAUACAUCUGUUCAACUAAGCGACAUACACUGAAAGGUUUGGAUUUAGACAGACUAGAUAACCGUGAAAUGUGGCACUCAACUCGUCCUCCAAGUGGACGUAGGGCAUAUAACCGUCUGGUGAGGGACUCUCGGUUACGAGAAAGUAAAGUGAGAAAAACAGGAAAACGAGACCCUCAGAUGGCAUAUGCUUAUUAUUAUUCCAUGCCUAAAAAAGUUACCAUUAUGAGGAAUGGAGACCCAACAAAUCGUCAUGUCAUGAUAUUUAACAGAAAGACUGCCCAGACAUUUGACCAAGUGCGAGAUGACAUGGGAGAUGUAGUGAAAUGUUCAGCCAUGAGAAUUUACACCAUUGAUGGAAAGGAGAUACGGAAUUUACAGCAAUUGAUGAACGGCCCAGAUGUAAUGAUAGUAGGAGGUAAAGAACCAUUCCGUCACAUGGAGGGGGUUUCAUUCACACCUCGACAGUCCAGACUCGCCUUUUCUCGUGGGGGCCUCAGCACUCGAGGAGGGUCUGACAUGAUUGCCAGGAAAAUGCAAGAACGAAGAGAGAGAUUAAAGAAAACUCAGGGUAAAUGGAAGGUCCUAGUCCAGACCAACAAACACCCGUCUACUGGAACACCAGCUCAAGUAACGCUGACUGUGUAUGGACACAAGGGAAAUUCUGGACCCAUUGCUCUUGGAAAUGGAGAUGGCACCCAAUUUAAAAGUGGGAACAUGGAUACAUUUGAUGUGUCUGUAGGAUCAAUAGGAGAGAUAUACAAGAUUCGCAUUGGACAUGACAACUCUGGAGACAACCCAGGAUGGCUCUGCGAUGAGGUAAAAAUGAUGGACACACACAGUGGUGAAGAGCUGAGAUUUGAGUGUCACAGGUGGAUGGCUCGAGACGAGGAUGACAUGGAGAUCUGUCGAGAAAUGCCUGCUGUGCGUAAGAGGGAGCCCAUACUACCAGUAAUACGAUACGAAGUGUAUAUACACACAGGAAGUCUGUGGAAUGCUGGGACAGAUGCAAAUGUGUACAUGACCAUAUAUGGUGAUCGAGGAGAUACAGGUGUAAGGCAGCUGUUUGCUGAAGCCAAGACCUCAGUGUUUCGACAAGGCCAGGAGGAUAGGUUUACAGUGGAGGCAGUCAGCCUUGGACGUCUAAAAAGGGUCAUUAUUGGCCACGACGGAACAGGCUCUGGAAAUGGCUGGUUUUUGGAGAAAGUUGUGAUCAGGGAACCAAAUAGCAAGGCCACAGAUGACUACUCCUUCUACUGUGGAAAGUGGUUAGAUGAAGGAGAAGAUGAUGGGAAAAUUGUGAGAGAGCUGAAAGUUCAGGAAGAAUACAUGGAUGACAUACUAGAAAAACGAAAUUGGGAGUAUGAGAUGUGGAAGUUCCAGAAAGACAGCAAGGUCAAAUUCUACAGUUUAGUCACACACAAAGCUGUCCGUAUAAGACCCAACCUCACAGUUGAUGCGCUAGCUGAUGAUCAAGACAAUGAUGCAGUGUUCAAUGUGGUUGUGAAGAAAAAAUCUAUGGUGAGAGCAUUCAGUAGUGCAACAAAACCCAAGAACUUCCUAGCCAUCGACAAUGGCAAGAUCACCAUGCAGGGUAUGGGAGGACCAUAUUGUGAAUUUCGGGUACGUGUCCAAAAUGACUGGUCAGUGAUGCUGGAGUCUAUUAAGAAUCCUCUACAAUUUGUCACAUUUGGUGAAGAUGGUCAACCCGAUGAUGUGCGAGGCAUUCUUGAUAAGGACCCGACUCGAAGAUUCUUUGUUUACACUAAGGGAAUGUUUCGUCACCGUGGUGUGAUCAUGCUGUGUUCCUCCUUUACACAAGCCAUCACAAUCAACCAUGACUACACCAUGCAGGCUACUGGAAAACAAAACAAAAUGGCACAGUUCAGGGUUCACAAGAUCUCUACUGGAGGUGUUCGCAUGUUUGAGAGCAUGAUGAGCCCUGGAAAGUUUAUACGCAUGAAAGAUGGCAAAAUUGAUUCAUUGGGUGAGCGAGAUGAGUACUCUCACUUCAUAGUUGAAAAGCAUCGUGACCUGGGAUACGUAUCACUCCAGUCAGGUACACAGCGUGGCUUGUAUCUCGGGAUGAAGCCAGAUGGUCGUAUAUGGCCCACAGUGGAUACAGGUGUCAACAAUAUCUGGUUGUACCCUUCAGUCAUUGAAUUUGGUGUCCCGAAGAUACGAAGCACAGAACAGGUUGAGGAGAAUGCCAUGAUGCAAGCCAGACAAACUGACAGUGCCAUGACUGUUGACUACACGCCCACUCCUACUCCCCGUGCAGACUUUGCAGUGGGAGACUGGAGUAUCCAGGUCAGUACCUUGGACACACUACAGGAUGGAGAAGUGGCCCUGGUUGUGUACGGUGACCAUGGAAACUCGGGAGCUAUCCAGUUAGGGGCUCCGGGUAAGGACAUUUUCCAGAAAGGCAACAAGGACGAGUUCAGGGCAAAUCUGCAGAAAGUUGGUACAAUAAAAAAAAUUCGACUUGAACUGACUCCUAAGGGACCUGAUGCCUCCUGGAAGGUAGAAGAUGUUGUGUUUGAGAACUUGGGUUCUGAUGAAGUGCUUGAAUUCCACUUUAAUAAAUGGCUGUCCAACAAAAAAGAGGAUCAACAGAACAUGAGAGAAAUGCCAGCCAUCAAACCCGGCACAGACUCCUUAAGAUUAAUGAAGUAUAAGGUGAUAGUCCAGACCGGAAAUGAGAUUGGUUCAGAAACAGAUGCUACUGUCUACUUCAACCUGUUUGGAGAUGAUGGAGACAUAGGAAAACGUCUCCUGCUUAAUUCCAGCAAUAGGCAGAGAUUCCGACGUAGUCAGGUUGAUGUGUUUGAGCUGGAGGCAGUUUCGAUUGGUCGUCCACAGCGGUGCAUUGUAGGUCAUGAAGAGACAGCUGAUGGUAAGGGAUGGUACUUAGACCAGGUUGUAGUACAGGAGGGAGAUGAUGCACAGGAGAAGUACAUCUUUGAAUGUGACAGGUGGUUGGACACUGGUCAAGAAGAUCGCCGUAUAGAGAGGACACUUACACUCAAGGAGGUGAAACCUGUCGUCAGAUUAGAAAGUGUAGCUGAGACAGCAGAGGAAGAGGAACUAGAACAGGAAGAAAUUCACCCUGAGACUUUCCGAGGUAAUUUGCUUCUGUCUACUGUUGAUAUUCUGUUACAAUCAGAUGGAGACUGGCGGCUGUACCUUACCACAGGGUCUGAUGCUGUUAUGGGCACUACCAACAGUGUCUCCCUCUAUGUUUAUGGGACCAAUGGUGUGAUUGGGCCAAUCUCUCUCGGUCAGGAUGAUGAGGAGCCUCACUUUGGUGCUGGAACAACUGAUGAGUUUAAGGUGUUUAUAGGACCUGAUCUAGGAGACCUUUACAAACUGAGGAUUGGCCAUGAUGACAAGGAUAGCAAGUCAGGAUGGUUCCUUCAAACGAUGAAAAUGAAGAACAUCAGGACAAGUGAAGAACAUGUGUUUAAGGUACAUCGAUGGAUGUCUAGGUCACGUGAUGAUCGUGAUGUAUGUCGGGAAAUCCCUGUGUCCACCAAUGGCAAGCCACUAUUACCAGUGAUCACAUACACAGUCCAAGUAUACACAGGUUCCGAACUCAACUCCAGUACCACAGCUGACGUGUUUAUAUGCAUGCAUGGUCAGCGAGGUGACACUGGCCAACGUAAACUUGUCAAGUCAGAGACAACAGAAUCAGCUGUGUUUCAACAAGGCACUAUGGAUGUGUUCCAUAUUGAGGCUGUGUCGCUUGGUGAGCUGAAGAAAAUUACAAUAGGGCACAAUAAUAGAGGUGCUAACCCUAGCUGGUUCCUUGACAAGGUUGUUGUCAAAGAGGAUGAGGCUGCCACUGCAGAGGAGAUAUUCUUCCCUUGUAACAGAUGGCUGGAUGAGAAUCAGGGAGAUGGAACGUGUGAAGUUGACCUGAUUCCACAGAAACCGACCAAGAAGUCUGAGGGAGAAUACAAAGUAUGGAUAAAGACUGGUGAGGACUCCAAAUCUCCCAAUGGUGGAACUGUGUCAAUGGUUGUAUAUGGAGAAAAUGGCAAGACAGAUCUAGUCAAACUGUUUGCCCCCAAUCCAACUGCCAAAUUGUUUGAACCAGGCAAUAUUGACCAGUUUGAGAUAUCUGUUGGAGAUAUAGGUGACCUGUAUAAGAUUCGUACUGUCAGGGAGGACACACCUAAGUGGGAUGGAUGGUUUCUACGUGAGGUGAAGCUACAGGAUACUGUAACCGAGGAAGAAUUUGUGUUUGGCUGUAACCGAUGGCUGGCUCGAGACAAGGAGGAUUUUGAUCUGGUCAGAGAGUUUCCUGUUGUCAAAGCAGAUAAAUCACCACCUUCUGUGUUUCAUUAUGAAGUUACUGUAUAUAUUGGUGAAAACUGGGCUGCUGGAACAGACUCCAGUGUUUACAUUAACAUCUUUGGAAAGAGAGGAGACAUGGGGCGGAGAUUAUUGUACCACUCCAACUCUAACAAGCAGCCGCUAAUGCGAGGUCAGGUGGACACUUUCUUGUUUGAAGCUGUUGCUUUGGAUGACCUAACACACAUAGAAAUAGGUCAUGACACUAAAGGUCACGGAGCAGGUGUAUUUAUAGACCAAGUGACUGUGUCAGAGACUGACGGUCCUUCCCCGACUCGUCUCUAUGUGUUUCCAUGUAGACGCUGGCUAGAUCAGAGAGAGGGUGACGGUAAGACAUGGAGAAAUCUACCUCUUCUAGACGUCAAAGAUGUCAACAAACCAGCAAAAGAGAAAAACUUGGCCAAGAAAUCUAAGGGGAAGUAUAAUAUUGUGGUAAAGACUAGUGAAGCUUCAGGAUCAGGUACACAUGCCCAGGUUUACAUCACAGCAGAAGGAACCAAAGGCAAGGCUGAACGAUUACCACUGGGCGAAGUGACUGAAGAUAAUAUCUUAUUUGAUGAGGGCGUCACCUCGGAGUUCAAUUUAGACUUCGGUGAUAUCGGAGACCUGACAAAAAUCCAGCUAGACCAUGACAACCAGAAUCCUAAUCCCAACUGGCAUGUUGACUGGAUGAAGCUGUCAGAUAUUGACACAGAGGAGGAGCUUGAAAUAUUCGUGGACCGCUGGUUUGCUCGGGACGAGGAUGAUGGUCAGAUAUCACGAGAGUUUCCCAUUGUCAGGAAAGGAAAGAUACCACUUCCUGAGAGACAAUACGUCAUUGAGAUACAGACCGGUAAUUACCCAGAAGUAUCUGUGACUCAAGGAAAGGCCUUCCUGACUCUAACAGGAAGUGAUGGGAACACGGGGAAACGCCCCUUAGACACGCCCUUCUUCAACAGUUCUCAGCUGUGGAGACCAGGGCAGGUGGAUGUGUUCAUUAUAGAGGCUGUGUCUGUAGGCAAACUACAGACGUUACAGCUUCAGUUUGAAGGCAAAGGCAAAGACAAAGUUUGGUAUGUGGAACGUGUCAGUGUAUUUGAGGGUCUCAGUGCAGUAUCUCAGAUUGUGUUCAACUGUCAACAAUGGAUUGAUGUCAAUGCUGUCAUUCCUGACAAGUUCAAGGUUUCAGGUGAGUUUAGCUUAACAGAAAUAUUGCCAUCCAUUUGUCCGAAUGAGAUCACCCAAAAAUGGUUCAAGGAUGUUCAGCCUCUUAGGUCAAGUGGAGAGUGGUCAUUGUCGGUGUUCUGUGGUCAGCAAAAUUCAGGAGCUACAACAGAAGAGGUCUACUGUGUAGUGUAUGGACUCAAUGGUCAAUCUGAUCCAAUACAUCUGAAUGCUGACCAACAGUUUACACGAGGUGCUGCGGUGAAGUUGGAGGUAAAUCUAGGGGACAUUGGUGCAAUUUACAAAGUGAGAAUGUACUUCGGAGGAGACUACACUGGUGCUGCCUGGUUUCUCAAUAGGUUAAAGCUGAGGGAUCAUGAUACGGGUGAGGAGUUCAGUAUGGUGUAUGAUGGGGAAAUGGAAGGUACAGAGGAAAAUCCUGAUGGCACUCUCGAGUUGGCUGCAAUUAGACCUGACCAGGAGCCUCUACAAGAAAAUGAAUAUACGCUGUAUGUUGCCACGGGUAAUGAAGAACAGUCCGGAACCGAGGCAGAUGUGUUCUGUGAGGUGAUUGGUCAGUGGGGAAACACAGGGAAAAGACUACUUAGGAAGUCAAAAUCUGCUGUUCCAUUUAAACAAAGCCAGGUGGAUGAGUUCACAAUCACUGGCCUUGACCUUGGCGAAAUAAAAAAGAUUUUGAUUGGUCACAGUGAGAGGGGGCGUGGCAAGGGAUGGUUGUGUGCUAGAGUAUUGAUCAAAUCUACACUUAAUCAGGACCUGCGGAUAUUCCCCUGUAACAGGUGGAUGGACACAGGAUGUGAGGACCGACGUCUGGAUCGAGAACUUUUGCCCCUGGGAUUUAUGCCUCUAACACAGUCUCCUGACAGCAAGUCUGAGGGUCAGUGGACAGUUCAGGUGUGGUCAGCUGACCGUAGUCUACUGCCUAAGUCAGCUGAAGAACUAUCUAGCAAGUCUCGGUCAGUGUCACUGACCGCCUAUGGCAUGAAUGAUGUUGAGGGACCUAUAGAACUAAUUAAUGAGCAACAGGAAAGAUUCCUCCCUGGGAUGGUCAACAAAUUCCCGCCAAUAGACCUCAGUAAGAUUGGUGAUCUUCAUAAGAUCCGUGUUAGUUCUGGCUUGGAAGGUGAUCCCAGUCCCGUGUGGACCAUCUCAAAGGUAGUUUUAACAGACACUCUGACAGAAGAGCAGCUGCUGUUUGACUUCUCUGGCUGGGUUGGAGAAGAGGGGGGUGACAUCAGAAAGGAACUACCAGUCAUUAAAAUGGGCAAAGGCUACAAACAAGUGGUACCAUACUAUGUUGAGGUGUAUACUAGUGAGGAGGAGAUGAACGCUGGUACUAAAGCUAAUAUCUUCCUCACACUGUAUGGACAGCAGUUUGACUCCGGUCGCCGACACCUUACCAAGAGUCAAACCAAUAAAUCCAAAUUCCAGACAGGACAGGUAGACAUAUUUAAAUUGGAAGCAGUUGACCUUGGAGAACUUACCAAGGUCGUUAUGGAAAAGGGACCAGGUGACCCUUGGCUUCUAGAAAAGGUCAUUGUGAAGGAGGAAAUGGAUAAGGAAGCUGAGGUCAAUAUACGUACUACCAAGGUGGAGUCCAGCUCUGUGGUGCUGCCAUAUGGUGUUGAUUAUAAUCCUAUAGCAUCAAAGGGAUCAUGGACGGUGGAAACUGAGACUGGUGGACAGAAAGGUGGAGACUCAGCCACUGAUAUAGUCAUGGUGAUGAGUGGUGACAAAGGAGAGUCUGGGCCUAUGUUACUCAAGUCUGGACGAGAAAAUGCCUUCCAGAUAGGAAUGACAGACACAUGUAAGUUGACCUUGUCUGAUGACAUUGGAGAGCUUUACAAAGUGAGGCUUGGUUUCCAGGACAACACCCAGCCUAAAGGCUGGUAUCUACGCAAGAUAAAAUGUGAAGAUAACGACACUGGUGACAUAUUUACUUACGAACUCAAUGAUUGGAUAAUGGUUGAUGAUAAGUUGGAUGGAUGGAGGGAGUUUCCGAUUGUGUGGCCUGCCAUCCUGGUACCUCAAGUGAUGAGAUACCAGGUGUAUGUACACUUAGGACAAGUCCACAAACCUGUGGAUGAUGUGUAUGUCUACCUGUAUGGAGAUAAAGGAGGCACUGGAAAACGAAGCCUUAAACAUUCAUUGUCCAACAACGACAAGUUCCAGCAUAACCAGGUUGACCAGUUUGAAGUGGAGGCUGUAUCCCUUGGAGAUCUACAAAAGGUCACCAUAGGUCAUGGCACUUUGGUUGAAGGUUCUGGCUGGUUCCUUAAAAAGGUUGUUGUCAUGGAGUCCGAUGAGACUGUAGAGGAAUAUGUUUUCACCUGUGAUCGCUGGUUGGAUGCAGGAGAAGAGGAUGGUAAGGUGGAGAGGACUCUGUACCUGAAAGAAGGCUCGGGGGGCAGUCCUUCUCCAGUUCCAGUUGUCCCUGUCCCAGUCAUUAAGGAGAAGGUUGAUAGUCCUAAGCCCGAACCAGAGAAGGUUGAUAGUCCUAAGCCCGAACCAGAGAAGGUUGAUAGUCCUAAUCAGAAAACUGACACACCAGAACCAGAACAAAUGGAGCAGGAGGUCAAGAAAUCACCUACCCCUCCUCCACCUCCUCCUAAAGGAAACCCUUGGUCUGUUUCCACGGUAACAGGCUCGGAGAGUGGACAAGGCACAGUAGCUGCAGUAGCUUUGGUUAUUUAUGGAGAUAAGGGUCACAGUGAACCAGUGGUGAUUGGAGAUGACCCAGACUUCCGAUUCUUUGAGGGGAAGACAGAUGAACAUCAGGUAAGGGUGGAAGCAGAUGUAGGUGCUGUCUACAAGGUGAGAGUGGGGUUCCAUGGUCAGGAACAUGACCUCUCCUGGUACGAGAAUAGUGCUACAGCCCCUUCCUGGUUUGUAGAACAGAUCAAACUGACCAACUCAACAAGUAAUGAUGUGUACACAUUUGAUACGAAUACUUGGGUGAAGUUGGACGGGAAAGAUGAUUUCUGGAAAGAGUUCCCUGUCAAUCAGGAAAAAGAUGAGCUGACAGUGAAACAAUACUUUGUUGAGGUCUACACAGGGGACAAGUUUAAGGCUGGUACUGACGCCAAUGUGUUCCUACAAUUAUUUGGAGAGCGUGGUGAUACUGGCCGUCGCAUGCUCCUUACAUCCAGGAACAACAGUAACAAGUUUGAGCAAGGAUCAAUGGAUGCGUUUGAGAUUGAAGCAGUUGAUCUUGAUAACCUCACAAAGGUCAAGGUUGGUCAUGAUGGAUCUAAUGCAGGAUCAGGAUGGUAUCUAGACAAAGUGGUUGUGAGGGAAUUUGAGUCGGCUAAGGAGAGUUUUGUGUUUCAAUGUGACAAGUGGCUAGACACAGGAGAAGAUGAUCAGGAGAUAGUGAGGGAGCUGAUCUUGUCAGAAGUGACUAUUGAAGAGGAAAAACCCCCGUCUCCUAAAGGUGAUCCCUGGAAGAUUUGCACUGUGACUGGUGACGAGGUUGGACAUGGCACGGGGUCAGCAGCUGUUGUGGUCAUUUAUGGAAGCAAGGGUCAAACUGAACCUAAAGUCAUAGGGGAGAGUGAAGAAUUCAGAUUUGAAACAGGAAAAACUGAUGAAUUUAUGGUGCAUGUGGAGGAAGAUAUUGGACAGGUGUACAAGGUCAGAGUUGGUUUCCAUAGCAAUGAACAUGAUCUGGUGUGGUACGAGUCUCCAGAUAGUGCCCCAUCCUGGUUCCUUAAACAGAUGACAUUGACAAAUAUGAAGUCUGACAUAACCUUGACCUUCCCUGCUGACCAUUGGAUAAAGCUAGAUGGCAAUGAUGACUACUGGAGGGAGUUUGCUGUUACGGCUGAUUCAGAACAGGACCAGCUUACAGUGAAGACAUACAGUAUAGAGGUCCAUACCGGUGACAAAUUCCAGGGAGGCACUGACGCCAAUGUAUUUAUGGAGCUGUUUGGUGAACGAGGCAAUACUGGGCGCAGACGUCUCCUCAAAGCCAAGAACAAUGCCAACAAGUUUGAGCAAGGGGCGAGGGAUCUAUUUGAAAUAGAGGCUGUUGACCUUGGAAAGUUGACCAAGGUCAUGGUGGGCCAUGAUGGUGAGAAUCCUGGGGCAGGAUGGUUCUUGGACAGGAUAAUUGUCUCUGUGUCUGAUAAGCCUGCCCACAAGUUCAUCUUUAAAUGUGACAAAUGGUUGGAUGUAGGAGAGGAGGAUGCAGUGAUUGUGCGAGAGCUGCCCCUCACCAAUGAAGAAGAAGUGCAGCAGGAGACACCCAAACCACCACCCAAAGAGGGUGAUUUCCGUGUCUACAUCAUGACCGGGUCAGUACCCAAGGCAGCAACCACAGCCCAAGUGACCUUGACAGUGUACGGUGAUGCUGGCAACUCCGGACCUCUACAACUUGGCAAAGCUGAUAGUGGACAGUUCCAAGUGGGACAAACAGAUGAAUUUGAUAUCUCCUUGGACCCAGAGGACCUUGGAGAGCUCCGUAAGAUUCGUGUGGAGCAUGACAAUUCUGGACCAGAUCCUGGUUGGUGGCUAGACAAGGUUAUCCUCCAUGACUUGAUGACAGAUGAGAAGCUAUUGUUUGAUGUGGACAGAUGGCUGUCCUAUGAUGACAAGGGCGGAGAUGUGGUGAUAGAAAUCCCAGUGAAACAUCCAAAACAUGAUGCUUGGCCAGUUAACAAGUACGUUGUACAGACAACAACUGGAGACGAAGCUGGGGCUGGGUCUGAUGCUAAUGUUUACAUCAACCUAUUUGGCACGCUGGGUGACUCGGGCAAACGCUACCUGAAAAACAACAGGGAAGGUGGAGAUGCCUUCGAGACUGGAAGGGUGGACACCUUUGUAGUGGAGGCUGUUGAACUUGGUCGCCUGGAGACCAUUGUCAUUGGUCAUGAUUCCUCAGGCUCAGAUCCUUCCUGGCUGUUGGAGAAGGUCACGGUUAUGGAGUCAGAUGAUGCAGAAAAACGUUACUUGUUCCCAUGUGGCAGUUGGCUGAAGGAUGAGAGCAAUGUAGGAUCAGUGGAACUGGAGCUGUACAUGGAUCGAAUGGAAAAGGUGGAAGUUGUUAGCUCUGACCUUAAUGUUAAUGGAGGUCAACGGGAGAAGCCUCAAGAACAGAAACAAGAGGAAGACAUAGAAGGAGGUACAGGAGAGACAGAAGGUGGUGAAGGAAAUACAAAUCAGGAAGAAGAAAAAGAGGGACAAGAGGACAAAGAGGAAGAGAAGUCAAAGGAUGAGGGAGGGACAGAAGGUGGUGAAGGAGAAACACAAGGCCAAGAAAAAAAUGAAGAAGAGAAUCAGGCGGAAAAUAAAGAAGAGACAGAGGAAAACAGGGAUGAAUCAAAACCAGAAAAUACUCAAAAGAAAGUUGACGAUGAGUAA